AUGGCUCCCGUUCCGGUCGUUGAGCACCGAGAGCUCGAAUCUUGCUCGUCCGACAUGGUUUACGGUGAUUCAAAAGGUUCAUAUAUAACUGCCAUAAUUUUGGCAGCGACUUUGCCACUAAUGGCUGUGGCUUUCAUUUCGCUGUGCUUAAUAGCAAGGCAGCGUAAAAGAAAGCUCCAGUUCGCUCAACGCACUGCUUUGAAAUACCAAGCCAUAGUACAGACUGCGCAGGCCGAAGCACUUGAAUCGCAGCACAGGGCUGAGAAAUAUCAAACGGAGAAUGUUAGUCUGUCUGAGGCCCUGGAGCAGUUGCGAAGGCGUUAUGUCGAACUCGCUGAUAGUCACCACAGCUCUACUCGACCCAGUGCAUCAACAUCAACUAAGGAGUCACCGAAGCAUCUUCAGAUAGUGCCUCCAACAAAUUGGCAGAAGCCUGACAACUCACCGCUCAGACAUGUAGAGCCAGUUUCGCCGGUAAGCUCCACGGCCUCAAGCGAAUACGAAGGCUAUUCUGAGAGCGCACCCCCAAGCGAUGGUUACUAUGGCUCUAAUGAACAGUCCUUCACUGCUCGAACAGAGACAGUGGUAGCAGGAAUCCGUGCUGGACUAGAUGGCUCUAAUCGCGUGUCCGACAAGCCACCUCAGAUUCCUCCCUAUUCUUUUCAAGGAAGUGGUCGGUGA
Molecule: messenger RNA, 681 nt
Organism: Fusarium verticillioides 7600
Lineage: Eukaryota; Fungi; Ascomycota; Sordariomycetes; Hypocreales; Nectriaceae
Exons: 1
Coding region: 1-681 (226 amino acids)
Source: RefSeq, a predicted model, not a curated record